AUGGGGAGGGGGAAAGUGGAGCUGAAGAGAAUAGAGAACAAGAUCAACAGGCAGGUGACUUUCUCAAAGAGAAGAAAUGGUUUGCUUAAGAAAGCCUAUGAACUCUCUGUGCUUUGUGAUGCUGAGGUUGCCCUUAUCAUCUUCUCUAGUCGUGGCAAGCUCCAUGAGUUUGGAAGUGCUGGGUAA
Prunus armeniaca (apricot) is the source of this 186-nucleotide messenger RNA. The record is from the annotation of a GenBank genome assembly. NCBI's taxonomy places the organism in Eukaryota, Viridiplantae, Streptophyta, Magnoliopsida, Rosales, Rosaceae.